This is a messenger RNA of Austrofundulus limnaeus, 3663 nucleotides long. Its product is annotated as abl interactor 2. Gene Ontology annotation, cellular component: actin-based cell projection; lamellipodium; SCAR complex. Gene Ontology annotation, biological process: neuron migration. The transcript has 12 exons. NCBI's taxonomy places the organism in Eukaryota, Metazoa, Chordata, Actinopteri, Cyprinodontiformes, Rivulidae. The coding region runs from base 50 to 1717 and encodes 555 amino acids. The record is from RefSeq and is a predicted model, not a curated record. Gene Ontology annotation, molecular function: signaling adaptor activity; SH3 domain binding.
GCGGCGGCGCUGUCGAGCCCGAACACACCUCUCCGAGAAAGAUGUGAAAAUGGCGGAGCUACAAAUGCUUCUGGAAGAGGAGAUUCCAGCGGGGAGAAGCGCACUAUUGGACAGUUUCACCAACUUGGAAAGAGUCGCCGAGUACUGCGAGAGCAAUUAUGUCCAGUCUCCAGACAAGCAGAGGGCGCUGGAGGAGACCAAGAACUACACUACCCAGUCUCUGGCCAGCGUGGCUUACCUGAUCAACACGCUGGCUAACAAUGUGCUGCAGAUGCUCGACAUCCAGGCUUCGCAGCUCCGCCGCAUGGAGUCCUCCAUCAACCACAUCUCACAGACGGUGGACAUCCAUAAAGAGAAAGUAGCACGGCGAGAGAUCGGCAUCCUCACCACCAACAAAAAUACGUCCCGCACUCACAAGAUCAUCGCCCCGGCCAACCCGGAAAGACCCGUGCGCUACAUCCGCAAACCUGUCGACUACAGCCUGCUAGACGACAUGGGCCAUGGAGUCAAGUGGUUGCAAAGGUUUAAGGCAAGUGCUCAAAACAUGAAAACCGGAGGAGGCGGACUCCCUCGCACCAACCCCCCCACACAGAAGCCCCCCAGCCCGCCCAUGUCAGGGAAAGGGACCCUUGGGCGCCACUCCCCCUAUCGGACGCUCGAGCCGGUGCGUCCUCCCGUUGUCCCUAACGACUACGUCUCAAGCCCGACGCGCAACGUGGCGCCGAGCCCUGCACGCACUGCAUCCGUUAAUCAGAGGAACCGCACGUACAGCAGUGGGAGCAGUGGUGGCAGCCAUCCCAGCAGCAGUCGCAGCAGCAGCCGAGAGAACAGCGGUAGCGGCAGUGUGGGCGUGCCUAUCGCCGUGCCAACCCCAGCUCCGCCCACAGCCUUCCCAGGUUCAGCCCCCGCCCCAUCCAACACAGCUAAACCUCCCCCUAACACUGCCACCACCCCGGGGCCUCCUUCUUCUGUCGUAGACGCCCCGCCACAAGCCCCUAACCCGCCUUUAGAAAUCCCGCCUGUGCCUCCUCCCCCUCCCCAGCUCCCCGUCUCCACAGCCCCCACUGGCACUGGCCCAGCUACUUAUGGCAACCCUGCACAAGGUGCUCCUCAGUUCUUCAGCAUGAACCGCCCCGUGCAGCAGCCCCAGAACCCCCAGGUGGGGGGCUCCCUGCCAUUCCGCAGACCCUCAUCCGUCACCGGUCAGCCCAACACCACCCACAACCCGGCCCAGCUCAACGGGGGACCGCACUUCGCCCAGAACCAAGCAGGCCCACUCGCUCCCCCUCCCCCGUCCAUGCAGAUCACCCCUCAGCUGCCUCUGAUGGGCUUUGUGGCCCGAGUUCAGGAGACUAUCUCAGACGUGCCGCCCCCGCCUCCGCCUGCUGAAGAGCCGGUGUUUGAGGAGCCUACGCCUCCUCCACCGCCGCCCGAGGACUACGAGGACGAUGAGGAUGAAGAAGAGUCGGCAGUAGUGGAGUACACCGAUCCUUACGCUGAGGAAGACCCACCAUGGGCUCCACGUAACUACCUGGAGAAAGUGGUGGCCAUUUACGACUACGCUCGCGACAAAGACGACGAGCUCUCGUUCCAGGAGGGCGCCAUCAUCUACGUGAUCAAGAAGAACGACGACGGCUGGUACGAAGGCGUGAUGAACGGGACCACGGGCCUCUUCCCCGGGAACUACGUUGAGUCCAUCAUGCACUACGCCGACUGAACUCCCACUGAGCGGGAGGAGCGUCCGGUAGAGGUGGGAGGAGGAGGAGGAGGUUGAAGUCUUCAGUCAGAAGGAGCAUGAUCGCCUCGGAGCGAAGAGACGGAGGAAACAGUUUUAUCGGACCUGACGAACUGAUGUGGUCGCCAUUGUAAAACAACCACUGCUUUAGAUAUAUCCUCUCUUGUAAUAUUUCUUUCUUUAUUUGACCGAGGAGGAGUGGACCAUGACGGCUUUGUUUAGAGUUUUGUAAAGCCACAACAUUAUUUUUUUCCCUUUCUGUUGUUUGCCCUUUAUUUGAAACAAUAUUUAUUUGUAGUUGGACACGUUUUGGGUUCAGCUAACAUUUACACACGGCAGCGUCGGAGACAAGGGCUGGAGGAAAAUGCCUUCAAUGUGUAGAUUUCUCCUCAACACUCCAGAGACAACAAUAUCCUCAGAGCUGGUAGGUGGGGGGGUGGAUUUCCUGUUGGGUACCUCAGGGACGGUGCCAAAGCUUGAAACGAGAGCACUUCAGAUGUCCUGGAGCUAAAAACAAGACAUCUGGAAGCUAACGAGAAUCCUCACGAGUGCUUUAAAAUCCACUUAUUUUGUGCAGUUUGUUUGACGUGAAGCCAAGUAGAUGGAAAUAAGUUUCAGCGGUUAGCUUCACUUUGCGAGCCGGUGUUAUUUCUAGAGUGAAGGAAUCGUCAUCCAGCCCUCAACUUAAUAAAAAAAGAUAAGUGAGGAUAAUAUUAGGUUUUAAACUUGCAGGCUCUUGUUUUGAAUAAUAGUGUGUAAACUUAACUGGUGAAGCUAAUCUGACGUUACAAUUUAACAUAAUUUCUUCCAUGAGAUCCAGACUUUGAGGGUUUUAAUUUUUUUUUUUUUUUUCUUGGAGGGGGGAGACUGCAUGUUUCAUCGAGGCGGGGAGGGGGUGUUUAUCUUCUUAACUGAUUAUUGUCUUCAUAUUUUCUGGAUGUGGUGUGGUUUGGUUUUCGAUAUUCACGCAGACGACACAUUUAGGUCAUUUCUGAAGACGCUUGUGCCAUAUUGAAGUGUGUGUUGCUGUUCAGAGGUUAUCACUUCGUUUGCAAUAAAACUGGCCGCAGUGGAGUGGACUGUUGUUGAAAAUGCAGAUUUUUUUAAGUUUUCCUGAGUUUUAAAUCAAAAGCACAUACAUUUGUAGUAAAAAAAAAAAAAGGUGUAGAAGAAGAAAUAAUAUAACUGAGAUGUAUUAUGUCCCCACAAUGGGACGCCAGAUGUUGUGUUAAAAUGGAUUUAACUGUUGCAAGCCCCCGUACUAAGAAAAAAUAAAAUAAACAAUGCGUCAUUUGUUCUUCGUAUAGUUACGCUUGGGUGUUUUCCAGGGUUCAGUGCUUGUCCUUACGUCAGAAAAUUUAUUUUCUAUUUAAGACAAAAAAAUAAGUGGGUCUGUAUGUGAGUCUUGCAUGCCAUUGUUCUUAUCUGUACCGGUGUCCCAAAGUUAAAGAAUAAAGCAAAAAGAAAUAAAAAUUACAUGGCAAGAUCACCCGAUUUUUUUCAAGACAAGCAGCCCUGCAGCUCUGAUUAGGAACUAUCAGCCUCAUCCAAAGAGACUGUCCCAACUUCAAACCCACGUCUGAGGAGAAACGCCCUCUGACCUGACAGUAGCCGUCAUUAACUCCAUCGGUGGAUCAUUGUGUUUUACGCUGCUAGUGAAUCCUGCGGACAGACAGCAGGCGGGAUAAGAGUCGAGGAUUGUGACGGAGCUCGACUACAUUAACACUCCUCGGAUGACACUAAAAUCUUUACAUGUAAGGCCUUUGGUCUGCAGGAUUCACAAACUUCUGAAGUGACGUAUGUCCCGGCCUCGGGACGUCGACUUUGACAGUCCAUAAUGCCAUUGUGUUGCACAGUUAAAGUUGAAUUACAGAAUUAUCAUAUUUGUAAAAUCAUGAGAACAAAGACAAUAAAAUUAUUAAGAUUUA